Thelazia callipaeda (thelaziosis nematode) is the source of this 224-nucleotide messenger RNA. The record is from the annotation of a GenBank genome assembly. Lineage: Eukaryota; Metazoa; Nematoda; Chromadorea; Rhabditida; Thelaziidae.
AUGGAUGCCUUAUUCAUUACAACAGGGCAAUUGCCAACUGAUUGUGCAUUUCUAGAAAGCCUUCGGUCGAAUGGUUGGCAGGUUGUGAAAACCACUGUAGCGAUCUCAGAAUCCAAUUAUCAGCAGCACAAGCCCUCACUGGUUCUGGUGGAUGUGCGCUUACCCGACUUCAGCAGUCUUAUCAAGUAUGUUCGUAGCUAUUUUGUCAAUAUAAAAUUAUAAUU